Messenger RNA from Ostreococcus lucimarinus CCE9901, 681 nucleotides. It is a transcript of the gene Mak16, whose product is annotated as MAK16-like nucleolar RNA binding protein, putative. Gene Ontology annotation, cellular component: nucleolus; preribosome, large subunit precursor. The record is from RefSeq and is a predicted model, not a curated record. The transcript has 9 exons. Lineage: Eukaryota; Viridiplantae; Chlorophyta; Mamiellophyceae; Mamiellales; Bathycoccaceae. Gene Ontology annotation, biological process: maturation of 5.8S rRNA; maturation of LSU-rRNA. The coding region runs from base 1 to 681 and encodes 226 amino acids.
AUGCAAAGUGACGAAGUAGUUUGGCAGAUCAUUAACCAUGGACAAUGUAGCUAUAGGGCUACAUCAGAGACGUCCAAUUUUUGUCGGAAUGAAUUUAGCUUGACUGGAAUGUGCAACCGAAGUUCUUGUCCACUUUCAAACAGUCAGUACGCGACGAUUCGAGAAGAGUGUGGCAUCCUCAACCUAUACACAAAGACUGUAGAGCGUUCACAUAUGCCUUCAAAGUUGUGGGAGAAGACGGAACUCAGUCCCAAAUAUGCGGAAGCUCUGGAACAGAUAAACUCUUCUCUGAGACAUUGGCCAAAGUUUCUAGUUCACAAGAGCAAGCAACGUCUGACAAAGUUGACUCAGCUACUCAUACGUUCAAGGAAAUUAGAAAAAGUUGGGAGGGAAAAAAUCCAAACAAUGCCAGCACGACAUACACAGCGCGAUGCGAGAGCGGAAAGUAAGGCUCAAGUGGCGGCGCGUUUGGACUCGAGUAUUGAAAAUGAGUUGCUGGAACGAUUGAACGCUGGCGUCUACGAAUCUAGCUACCAAUUUUCUACGGCUAGAUACUCACAUGCUUUAGAGGGAACAAGGAAAAUGGGAAGUCCAGAAACCAAAACUCCGCGGAAAAUCCGCCAGCGCCGUCUACAACGGGAGAUUGAAUAUGAACAGAUCAGAACCUCAGUAGAACAGUGA